Molecule: messenger RNA, 789 nt
Organism: Schistocerca cancellata (South American locust)
Lineage: Eukaryota; Metazoa; Arthropoda; Insecta; Orthoptera; Acrididae
Product: transmembrane protein 230
Exons: 4
Coding region: 273-620 (115 amino acids)
Cellular component (GO): endomembrane system
Source: RefSeq, a predicted model, not a curated record
CAUCUAGUAGUCCCAUUCUCGUACUAGAGCGUGUUUAUGUCGUAAAAUGUUAUCGCGUGGUAGUGUUUACAGUGAAAGUAUUGUUUACAGAAUUGAGUACAGUAAUAGGUGCGCUAGAAUUUGACAAGCCGAAAAUAUUUACUUAAGUACGUGUAAUAAAUAAAUACAUAAUUGGUCAGUCAGGCAAACUGGUGAAGGUGCAUUCAUCCUGUACCUGCCAGUUCAGGUCAAACGUCAGCAGCCAUCAAACUGCAACAGUUCCUGCAGUGGAUAUGUCCCGUAGAAAGGUUACUACUUAUGGGAGGGUGGCCUAUCAAAGAUUACCUGGGAAUGACACCGUUGAUUUCAUUGAUGCACAGUUUGAGAAGCCAGCUGCUCAGAUACCUUGGAAGUCAAUAGUCCUGGCAUCAGUGCUCUGCUUUGGAGGCACAAUUCUGCUUUUAGUGGGCAGCUUACUUGUGACUGGGCACAUUGAAGCUAAGUACGCGGAUCGGACAUGGCCUUUACUCAUUUUGGGAUCCAUCAUGUUUUUGCCAGGAGCAUACCACAUACGCAUAGCAUAUUGUGCAUUUCGACGAUAUCCGGGUUACUCAUUUGAUGAUAUACCCGAGUUUGAUUGAAAUUCCAGAACAGCAGAAUCAUCUAGUGUUCACUCAAAUCUUGCAAAGACAGUUUCAAGAAAUGGCUAGAAAUGUUUCUCUUUUCACCUCCUGUGCACCAAAACACAUUCUCUCAAUAUCUUUUUUUGUGAAGAUCAUCAAUUAACAUUGCACAAUCAAAUAGUAUAAA